AUGAGUAGUACCAAAAAAUAUCUAAGUGGCUCGGAAAAAAGAAAAAAAAAAGAACAGGAGAGACAAUUUACCUCAAAACUAACUAAAAUUAAAGGUUUCUUUACAGCUUCUAAUUCCGAACCUGUUACUUCAAUUGUUCUAAAUGAUACUCUUGACUUAGUUUUAAAAACUGAUAAACAGACAUCAGUUUUACCUCAUCUGGUACCUAGUUCAAGUACCUGUACAGAAAUUGAACCUGUUACUUCAAUUGUUCCAAGUGAUACUCUUGACUUAGUUUUAAAAACUGAUGAUCAGACAUUAGUUUUACCUCAUCUGGUACCAAGUUCAAGUAGCUGUACAGCAAUUGAAAAGUCUGAUUUGUUGACAGAUAACAUUGCUGAUCAUGAGGAAUAUUACAAAGAUCCAUUUAAGUGGCCAAAUAAUUUGAAUAAUAAAUUUAUAAGUUUCUGUCUCGAUAAAGGACCGACUUUUUUCCAAAAUAUGGAUAGCAAUUUUAGGCAAUCAGCACGUAUUAUAUCAGGAACUGAUCACACAAGAUAUAUUUCUUCUGCAGUUUUCUAUAGAAUGCUAUCCAAUGGAGAGAAAUGUAAUAGAAAAUGGUUGCUAUAUUCUCCAAGUAAAGGUUCUGUAUUUUGUUUUGUUUGUAAAUUAUUUGGUUCACUUCGAGAUAAUCCUUUUGUAAACAUUGGUUUUGAUAAAUGGAAAAAAAGUUAUAGAAUUGGUGAACAUGAAAAUAGUAUUGCACAUCGAGAAGCUACAAUAAAAUGGUUGAUACGGACAGAUACAACUAGAUCAGUUAAUACAGAAUUGUCUCGACAAAUAUCUGUUGAAACUGAAUACUGGGUUAAUAUUUUAAAAAGAGUGGUAUCUGUUGUUAAAUUUAUAGCUGCUAGAGGUUUACCGUAUCGAGGGGAUUCUGAAAUAAUUGGAAACAAUAAUAAUGGCAAUUAUCUUGGCAUAUUGGAAUUAAUUUCAGAAUAUGAUCCAUUUUUGAAAAAUCAUUUGGAAAAGUUUGGAAAUAAAGGAAAAGGGCACCCAUCAUAUAUUUCAAAAACUAUUUUCAAUGAAGUUAUACUUUUACUGAAAACUGAUGUUAUUUGCUAUAUUACUAAUGAGAUAAAAAUAUCUAAAUACUAUUCUAUUAUAAUGGAUUCUACUCCAGAUUUAUCAAAAGUGGAUCAAAUGGCUAUUGUUAUUAGAUAUUGUACAAAGUCAGAUGUACAAGAAAGAUUAUUGGAAUUGGAACCUAUUGAAAGUCAUACAGGUCAAUCAAUUUAUAAUGUUUUAGAAAAAUUUCUUUUAAAUGUUGGAUUGAAUAUUGAAGAUUGUAGAGGACAAUCUUAUGAUAAUGCGUCCAAUAUGAGUGGCAAGUUUAAAGGAUUGCAGGCACAUGUCAAAUGUAAAAAUGAUCUUGCUGUAUAUAUACCAUGCACAGCACAUUCAUUGAAUUUAGUUGGUGUUCACAGUGUGGAUUGUUGUGUCGAGGCAGUAAACUUUUUUGGCUUUUUACAAACAUUGUAUAAUUUUUUCAGCAGUUCUACGCAUAGAUGGAAAAUACUUACAGAUAAGUUAGAUACAAAUGAUAAACACCGGUUAAUUACACUUAAAUCGUUAAGUGGUACUAGGUGGUCGUGCCAUUCUGAAGCUUGUAAAGCAUUAAUUGGUAAUUAUGAAAAAAUCCUUGAAGCUCUACAAAAACUGUGUGAAAAUGUUAAUGAAAAUGGUGAAACAAAAAGAGAAGCUACAAUAUUAUGGAAAAAAAUGUUAAAAAGAGAGAUUGCUUAUCUUACAUUAUUAUGGAGUGAUAUAUUGGAGAGAAGCAAUAAAACUUCAAUUGAAUUGCAAAACAAACACUGUGAUGCAUUAAAAGCCGUCAACUUGCUAAAAUCGUUAAGGCAUUAUGUGUCAAGUUUAAGAGACUCUAGUGAGAUUUAUGAAAAUAAAAUCAUACACUUAAGUCAAUAUAUUGGCAAGACGUACAAGAAUGAAACUGAAAGAAUAAGAAAAAAAAAGUAUCCUGAUGAUAAUAGUGGUAGUAAAAAAGAAAUUAUAUAUAAAGGAAAGGACAAAAUGAGAGUUGAAACUCAUUAUGUUAUUAUAGAUAAAUUUGUUUUAGAACUUGAAAAUAGAAUUGCUGCAUAUAAUUAUAUUUCUACACAUUUUUUAUUUAUUACUAAAUUAAGUUGUCCACCAGAUUCAGAUAGUGCAAUCCAAGAGAGCAUAAGGAAUUGUAUUUUCACAUAUAAAAAUGAUGUUGACGCUUCACUUGAAAAUGAAAUUAUUCAAUUUCAAAAUUUUUUAAGUUUAAGUAAUGUAUCAUUUAAUGAAAGUGAUACUUUUAAGUUAUUAAAAUGGUUUUAUGAUAAAUCAUUGCAGGAUGUAUUCCCAAACAUUUUAAUUGCUCUUAGAUUAUAUUUAACUAUCCCAGUGGCCAAUUGUUCGGCCGAAAGAGCAUUUUCCAAACUAACAAGAAUAAAAAAUAAAUAUAGAACAAGCCAGACUCAAGACAAUUUGACAUCGUUAAUGAUAUUACAUUCAGAAAAUGAUAUUUUGCAAUUAAUAGAUUUUAAUGAAACAUUAAAACAAUUUGCAAAAGAGAAAGCAAGGAAAAAAUUAAAGUUAUAA
Messenger RNA from Macrosiphum euphorbiae (potato aphid), 2625 nucleotides. The record is from the annotation of a GenBank genome assembly. Lineage: Eukaryota; Metazoa; Arthropoda; Insecta; Hemiptera; Aphididae.